Alternaria burnsii is the source of this 1347-nucleotide messenger RNA. RefSeq names its product glycosyltransferase family 31 protein. NCBI's taxonomy places the organism in Eukaryota, Fungi, Ascomycota, Dothideomycetes, Pleosporales, Pleosporaceae. The transcript has a single exon. The coding region runs from base 1 to 1347 and encodes 448 amino acids. The record is from RefSeq and is a predicted model, not a curated record. Gene Ontology annotation, molecular function: glycosyltransferase activity. Gene Ontology annotation, cellular component: membrane.
AUGAGGGUGCGAUUGACGCCGUUGCGCCUCGCAUGCGCCGUCACCGUCUUUGUCGUCUUCUCCCUGUGCACGCUCGUCGUCCGCCUAUGGCACGGCGAGCGCGGCUACGACAUCCUCCCGCCAUCGCCCGCGACACCCGGCGGCGGGCCUCCCUCGCACGUCGCCUACGGCACCGAAUGCUCUCCCUUCUCCGCCGGCGUCAUGGACCGCGUGACCGUUGUCCUCAAGAUUGGCGCCGGCGAAGUCGCAACCCAGUUGCCGCUCUACCUCAACCGGCUCGGGCGCUGCAAGCAGGACCUGCUCAUCUUCUCCGACCGCAAAGACACGUACAACGGCUUCGACAUAUCCGACGCCCUCGCCCACCUCCGCCCGGAAUACAAGUUCAAUAACCCCGACUUCGACGUCUAUGACCGCAUACAGAGCUCCAAUGGCACGGCAGCGGCGGGUGGUGACAAGAGCGAGGAGGGCUGGCGUCUGGACAAAUACAAGUUCCUGCCUAUGGUGGAAUGGACGAGUUACCACCGGCCCGAGUCGGAGUGGUAUGUGUUUCUGGAACUGGACACGUAUGUGAACUGGGAUAACAUGUACCGCUUCCUGUCCACGUUCAAUCCAAAGUCGGCCUACUACUUCGGCUCUCCGGUCUGGCCUAAGAAGAAGACAGUCUUUGCACACGGCGGCACAGGCUUUGUCUUAUCGCGUGGCGCGCUCGAUAAGAUCAUGGCGCUGGGCCGUAUGUUUGGUGAAAAUAAGCACUUCCCUGGGACCCAUUUCUUCGGCGUCGAUGUCAAGAAGCAGUGCUGCGGUGACGAGAUGCUGGCGCAGGUGCUAAAGAAGAGCGGUGUCUCACUCCGAGGAUACUGGCCCAUGUUCAACGGCGAGAAGCCAAUUACCAUGCGCUUCGACAAUGAGCAGUGGUGCGAGGCGGUCUUGACGAUGCAUCAUCUUGGUGAAGAGGACUUUACAAGAUUGGCACAGUGGGAAGAAGCGCGGAGUCAUCCCGAGAGGCCGCUCAUGUUCGAAGAGCUGUUCACAAUGAUUGAACCGAAUCUGCAAGAUAAGGCGGAAGACUGGUCAAACAUGUCCGAGGACGUCGUAUACAGAAAGGGCAAAACAGCGGCCAAGUCUUUUGACAGAUGCCAGAAGGCGUGUGUAGGCGAUGGCAGGUGUCUGCAGUUUGAACACGACGGUAAUGAGUGCCGCCUUGGCUAUUCCAUCCGACUAGGUCACCACCAGAGCAGCGAGGGCGAGCGGAGGUGGACGAGUGGAUGGAUGUUGCCAAGGAUCAAGGCGUUCAAGCAAGCCCGCUCGCCAUGUCAGGGCGCCCGCUUUGUUCACUCCAAUCCUUGA